Polychytrium aggregatum is the source of this 7213-nucleotide messenger RNA. Its product is annotated as armadillo-type protein. NCBI's taxonomy places the organism in Eukaryota, Fungi, Chytridiomycota, Chytridiomycetes, Polychytriales. The record is from RefSeq and is a predicted model, not a curated record. The transcript is spliced from 29 exons. Gene Ontology annotation, molecular function: protein serine/threonine kinase activity; protein binding; protein-containing complex binding. The coding region runs from base 73 to 7128 and encodes 2351 amino acids. Gene Ontology annotation, cellular component: nucleus; TORC1 complex; TORC2 complex. Gene Ontology annotation, biological process: negative regulation of macroautophagy; TOR signaling; protein phosphorylation.
CCUGGAUCCCAAGCUGCCUUUGUCCACCAGCCACCACCAGCAUCGAAUACUGCCAGCGCAACAGCCCUUUCCAUGAGUACGACGCCCUUGCUCUCUUCAGAGCCUGUUCUCCAGCGCAUCUUUUCCGAUCUCAGGAUCAGAAAUGAUGAUCAGCAGGAAAAGGCCGCUCUGGAGCUCCGUGAACAUGUUAUUACGGUCUCGAGGGAGUUUUCUGGCGAGCCGUUCACAAAGUUCCUGAUCGAUGUGAACAAACGCAUUUGGGAGCUCAUCCAUAGCUCCGACGUCAACGACAAACUUGGAGGCAUCCUUGCCAUCGACCUCCUCAUCGACGUCGAUGUCGAGGAGAACACAAAGAAGAUUACUCGCUUCGCCAACUACAUCCGCGCCGUACUUCCCGGCACCGAGAAGAAAGUGACCUACCGCGCCGCCCAAGCCUUGGGCAAGCUGGUCCUUCUUGGGGGAGGUUUGAUUGCCGACUUGGUCGAGUUUGAAGUCAAGCGUGCGCUCGAAUGGCUGCAGGCUGAUCGCAACGAGCAGCGCCGCCAUGCAGCUGCUGUCGUGCUCAAAGAGCUCGCCAUCAAUGUGCCGACACUGCUCUACGCCUAUGUGCCGCAGAUCUUGGAUCUUGUGUGGAUCGUACUGCGAGACCCCAAGGUGGCGCUACGAGAGGCUGGCAUUGAGACCCUGAAUGCCUGUCUGAAAAUGGUCGAAUAUCGCGAGAGCCAACUUCGUCGUCAGUGGUACCGCAAGAUUUUUGACGAGGCCCAGAAGGGGAUGAAGCACAACACUACUGAGGCCAUCCACGGCUCGCUUCUGACCUUCAAGGAGCUCCUUAUUCAUACUGGGAAGUCGAUGGAUAGUAGCUACGAUGAAAUGUGUGAAACCAUUCUCAAGUACAAGACCCAUCGAGAUAUCUUGAUCCGGAAAACCGUCAUCCAGCUGAUUCCCGCCAUGGCCGCCUUUGACCCUAAGGGCUUUAGCACAAAGUAUCUCAAGGAAUCCAUGGGAUUUCUGGUCAGCCGAACCAAAAGAGACAAGGACAACUAUGCUUUUGCCUUCGUCGCCAUCGGGCAGGUUUCGAUCGAGGUCAAGUCCGAGAUCACUCCGUAUCUUGGCGUGAUUUUCGCCGACAUUAUGGAUGGUCUUCCUGCGAAGGGACGACCGUCCUCGCCAGCCAACGAAGCUGCUGUGUUUGACUGUAUCGGCAUGCUGGCUCGGGGAGUCGGUCCGGCUAUGGAGCCGUUUUACAGCCAGAAUCUGCUUGAUAUGAUGUUUGGCGCGGGCCUGAGCGAGCCUUUGCGAGGCGCCUUGGUCGAGGUUUCGGAGGCCGUCCCCAGUCUGAACCGAAUCAUCCAAGAGAAACUCCUCAGCGCCAUCUCGAUUAUCUUGUGCGAGAAGACAUACCAGCAUCCGGGCGCACCCUUCAAGAGAUCCCUGAAUGCUGGCAUAUCCGCCUUGCACAUGGAAGUUCCAGACAACGAAAGCCUGCUCUUGGCGCUGAGCACCCUCAGCAACUUCCAAUUCACUGACUAUCUACUGAAGGAUAUGAUCAAGACCAUUGCCGAAACCUACCUUGAUCACGAGAACCCCGAUAUCCGUCGAUCUGCCGCUGUGACGUGCAUCUAUCUGCUCGUGCGAGAUCCUUGCUGUUACCAAACCAGCAAUGCCUCAAUGCAGAUUGUCAACGAUGUGCUCGCCCGGCUCUUGGUCGUGGGCAUCACCGAUCCGGAGCCAACCAUCCGACUGGCGGUGCUCUCAAACCUGAACGAACAGGUUGACCUCCAUCUCGCUCAGGCUGCCCACAUCCGCGCCUUGUUCAUCGCCUUCAAUGAUGAGACUUUCGAGAUUCGUAACAUUGCCAUCAGCAUCAUCGGCCGGCUGUCCGUCAUCAACCCGGCGCAUGUGAUGCCAUCGCUGCGCAAGUCGCUUAUCCACCUUCUCACCGAACUGGAGUUUUCGAAUGUGCCCCGUCACAAGGAGGAAAGCGCCCGCUUGCUCAGCCAGUUGAUCUCGGUCGCCAGACAUUUGAUCAAGCCUUAUGUGGAGCCUAUUCUGAAGGUUCUGCUGUUACGCGCCAGAGACCCCAAUCCUGGUGUGGUCUCGCAUGUGCUUUUGGCGAUCGGAGAGUUGUCGCAAGUGGGUUGUGAGGCGCUCAUCUCCCACAUGGAUGAGUUGAUCCCCGUCAUCAUCGAGACGCUGCAGGAUCAGAGCAGCCCCGCCAAGCGCGAGGCUGCGCUGCUGACCCUCGGCCAGCUCGCCAGCAGCACUGGUUUCGUUGUUGAUCCCUACCUCAAGUACCCGUCGCUGCUCGACAUUAUGAUCUCCAUUCUCAAAUCCGAGCAGAACCCAGCGAUUCGCCGCGAGGCUGUUAAAGCUAUGGGCGUCAUCGGCGCAUUAGAUCCCUAUCGCCACAAGAUAACGUCCUCUGGCACUGGCGAUGCCUCAAGCAGCAACACCGCUGGCGCCGACAUUCUCUUGCCUCCGGGCUUGGGUCAGACCUCGGAGGAAUACUAUCCUGUUGUUGUCAUUAAUUCGCUCAUGAAGAUCCUCCGCGACUCGUCACUAGCGACUUAUCACACGGCUGUGAUUCAAGCAGUCAUGUACAUGUUCAAGACCCUUGGGCUCAAAUGCGUGCCAUUCCUUCCUCAGAUUAUUCCCACUUUCCUGGCGAUGAUGAAGAGCAGCCCAACGGCCAUGCUGGACUUCCAUUUCCAGCAGCUCGGUCUGUUGGUGACAAUCGUCAAGCAGCAUAUACGCAGCUAUCUCCCGGAUAUAUUUGCUGUCAUUCAAGAGUUCUGGAACCCAAAGUCGACUAUCCAAAUCACCAUCAUCUCGGUGAUCGAGGCUGUGGCCCUGGCCAUGGAUGCCGAGUUCAAGGUUUACUUGCGCAUGUUCCUGCCUCGGAUCCUGGACAUAUUUGAGUCGGAUGAAACAGAGCGCAAGCAGCCCACUCAGAAGGCACUGCACGCCUUGAUUGUCUUUGGCUCGCACCUCGAAGAGUAUCUGCACUUGGUGGCACCUGUGAUGGUCAAGCUGAUCGAGCGCCGCGAAACGAUUCUGUCCGUCCGCAAGGCUGCUAUCCAGACCGUUGGGCAGCUCUGCAAGCAGACUGGAUUUGCAGAGCAGGCCAGUCGGCUCAUGCACGCCCUGAUCCGUGUCCUGGCCAGCCAGAACGCUGAGCUGCGAGGUGCGGUAAUGGAUACUCUUGCGAACAUGGUCUGCGCGCUCAAGAGCGGAUUCGUCAUUUUUGUGCCAAUGGUUGACCGGGCGCUUGCGCGAUACGGCAUCCAGCAUCAGCGAUAUGUUCUUCUUGUCGACAAAAUCACUGCCAACGAACCCAUCCCCGAAGAGCUGCUGAAGGAAAGCAAUCCAAUCUACAUCUCGGAUGACUCACCUCAGGAAUCGAUCGCCAAGAAGCUUCCUCUGAACCAAGAGAAUCUCCGCAAGGCAUGGGAGGCGUCGCAGCGCUCCUCCAAAGAUGACUGGAUCGAGUGGACGCGCCGCUUCAGUGUGGAGCUCUUGCGAGAGUCGCCCUCGCACUCUCUGCGAUCAUGUGCCGAUCUUGCUGGCCAGUACUACCCGCUGGCUCGCGAGCUCUUCAAUGCGGCAUUUGUCUCCUGUUGGAACGAGCUGGAGGACACGGUCCAAGAUGAGCUGGUGCGCGCGCUGGAAACGGCCCUGACGUCCUCGACAAUUCCGCCCGAAAUUCUUCAGUCCCUGCUCAAUCUGGCCGAGUUCAUGGAGCACGAUGACAAGGCCCUCCCGAUCGACGUGCGCACCCUCGGUGGCUAUGCAGCCAAGUGCCACGCCUAUGCCAAGGCUCUGCAUUACAAGGAGCUCGAAUACGUUUCAGAGCACUAUCCAAACACCAUCGAGGCGCUCAUCAGCAUCAACAACCAGCUUCAGCUGCCCGACUCGGCCACAGGCAUGCUGGUAGUGGCCCGAUCGACCCAUACCAAUCUCAAGGAGUCAUGGUAUGAAAAGCUCCAGAGAUGGGAGGACGGCUUGCAAGCAUACAACAGCAAGCUCGCCUCCGACCCGCACAACGCGGACUAUCUCCUGGGUCGCAUGCGCUGUCUGCACAACCUCGGCGAGUGGGAAACGCUUGCACAAGCUGCCCAGCAGAGCUGGGAAUCCAGCUCAGUCGAAAGCCAGAAAGCCAUCGCCCCUCUCGGUGCCGCAGCCGCAUGGGGUAUGCAGCAGUGGGACUCUAUGGGCGUCUACAUCAAUGCCAUGAAGGAUGACUCUCCCGACAAGACCUUCUUCAUGGCCAUCCUGGCGCUCCACCGAGAUAACUACGUCGUGGCUGUCGAAUUCAUCAACAAGACGCGCGAGCUUCUCGACACUGAGCUGACUGCGCUCGUUGCCGAAAGCUACAAUCGAGCAUAUCCGGUGGUAGUCCGGAACCAAAUGCUCGUUGAGCUCGAGGAAAUCAUCCAGUAUAAGCAGACACAGGACAUCAAUCGCAAGACGACCAUCCGCCAGAUGUGGCGCGAUCGCCUCAAGGGAUGCCAGAGGAACGUGGAUGUCUGGCAGCGGAUCCUCAAGGUGCGCGCCUUGGUCGUUUCGCCCAAGACUGACAUGGAAAUGUGGAUCAAGUUUGCCAACCUUUGCCGCAAGAACGGCAAGUUCAACCUGGCCCAGAAAACCCUCUAUAGUCUCUUUGAGGUCGAGCCGACCGAACUCAGCAAGCUGGAUACGCUGCGCAAUCCGUCACCAGUCGUCUAUGCGGCCCUCAAGCUCAUGUGGGCCAAAGGCCAGCGCGAGCAUGCGCAUGGAACCAUGAAGAUCUUUGUGAAAGGCAUUCUGGACCGCCUCGGCGUGUCUACCCUUCCGGAGAUCCUCUCGCACGUCGAGUCCAGCAAGAACGACCCGCACAAGGCUGCGGUGACCAAGUUGCUUGCGCGCUGCUAUCUCAAACUCGGUACAUGGCAGGCUGCGCUGAACGAAGACCGUCUGUCUGAGGCCAUCAUCCCCGACAUCCUCAAGUCGCACAUGGCCGCAACGUCGUUCGACAAGAACUCGUACAAGGCUUGGCACGCUUGGGCUUUGGCCAACUUUGACGUGCUCUCGUACUACGAGAAGCUCUCGGAAAACACCAACACUCAGUAUCUGGUUGCUUGUGUGCUGCCCGCCAUCCAAGGCUUUGUUCGCUCGAUUGCGCUCUCCAAGUCAAACUCGCUCCAGGACAUUUUGCGUCUCCUGACUCUGUGGUUCAAAUACGGAUACGUCCAGGACGUCAACAUGGCCAUUGCCGAUGGCUUCAAUGAUGUCGGCAUCGACACGUGGCUCCAAGUCAUUCCCCAGCUGAUCGCUCGCAUCCACUUUCCGUUUGCCAAUGUCCGCAAGCUUGUCCACCAGCUGCUGACCGAGAUCGGGCGAGUCCAUCCACAGGCACUGGUUUAUUCGCUCACAGUUGCCUCCAAGUCUAUGGUCUCUGCACGGACCCAAGCGGCUACGACCAUCAUGGACAAGAUGCGAACGCACAGCCCCGGCAUUGUCGACCACGCGCUCCUUGUUAGCAAGGAGCUGAUCCGAGUCGCCAUUCUCUGGCACGAGCUAUGGCACGAAGGCCUUGAGGACGCCUCGCGACAGUGGUUCGGGGAGCGCAACGUCGAGGCCAUGUUCCAGACCCUCGAACCGCUCCACCAGAUGCUCGAGGCCGGCCCAGAGACCCUGCGCGAGAUCUCCUUCAUCCAGGCCUUUGGGCGAGAUCUGCAAGAGGCCCAUGACUGGUGCCGACGCUUCCGACGCAGCAACAACCCCAACGAUCUCAACCAAGCCUGGGAGGUGUAUUCGCACGUCUUCCGCCGUAUCAACAAGCAGCUUCCUCAGUUGACCAACCUGGAGUUGCAGUAUGUGGCUCCGAAGUUGCUGGCAGCCCGGGACCUCGAGCUGGCGGUUCCCGGCACAUACAAGAGUGGCGAGCCGGUGGUCAAGAUUGGGUCGUUCUCGCCGACCCUCACUGUGAUCAUGUCCAAGCAGCGACCUCGCCGCUUGACGAUCCGUGGCAGCGACGGAAAAGACUACCAGUUCCUGCUGAAAGGACACGAGGAUCUGCGCCAGGACGAGCGUGUGAUGCAGCUGUUUGGCCUCGUCAACAACCUGCUGACGGCCGAUGCCGAAACCAUGAAGCGACACCUCAACAUCCAGGGCUUCUCUGUUGUCCCACUCUCGCCCAACUCGGGCCUCAUUGGCUGGGUACCCUUCUGCGAUACUCUCCACUCGCUCAUCCGCGACUAUCGCGAAAGCCGCAAGAUCCUGCUCAACAUUGAGCAUCGACUAAUUCUUCAGAUGGCUCCCGAGUUCGAUCACCUCACGAAACUGCAGAAAGUCGAGGUGUUCGACUACGCCCUUGAAAACACCACUGGCCAGGAUCUAGCAAAGGUGUUGUGGCUUAAGAGCAAGACCUCUGAGAUCUGGCUCGAUCGCCGAACGACAUACACCCGCUCGCUUGCGGUCAUGUCCAUGGUCGGAUACAUCCUUGGCUUGGGCGACCGACAUCCCUCCAACCUUAUGCUGGAUCGAUUCACUGGCAAAGUGAUUCACAUCGACUUUGGCGACUGCUUCGAGGUCGCGAUGCAGCGCGACAAGUUCCCUGAGAAGAUUCCCUUCCGACUGACUCGAAUGCUGAUCCAGGCCAUGGAGGUUUGCGGAAUCGAGGGCAACUUCCGAAUUACUUGCGAAAACGUUAUGCGCGUGCUCCGCGAGCACAAGGACUCGCUAAUGGCUGUGCUGGAGGCCUUUGUGUACGAUCCCCUCAUCAACUGGAGAUUGAACAACAACGCCAGUCCCCGAGUAGACAGCACCCGAGGCAUUGUUGGCCCGGGUGAGGGCGAAGAACAGAGUGACGAUCUGCGCCGCAAUAUCCCCGCUCGUCGGCCCCGAUCCCACACUGAUGGGGACCAGCAGCAGCCGCCGCAAGCAACCGACGACAACCCGCAACGCGAGCCCGUCAAUGCCAAAGCCAUGGCGGUUAUCAACCGCGUGACCGACAAGCUCACCGGCCGAGAUUUCAAGCCUACGCAAACCCUUGAUGUUCGCGACCAGGUCCAGCAACUGAUCGAGGAGGCCACCUCCUCCGAGAACCUGUGCCAGUGCUUCAUCGGCUGGUGCGCCUUCUGGUGAAGGAAAGAAAGCAUGGAUGGAUCGAUGGGUGGAUGGAUUGAAAUCGGGAAGCCACAAAGGAAGGGAGGAGGGUGCGCUCCUUGAA